CUUGGCCAGUGCAGUGCCAGUCUUGGUGCCAGUGCUUCAAAAGUCCGCAUCCCGUUCCGUGCCCUUCAAACUGACUUCAAUCCGAGUUCUAUAAAGUCUCGUCCCCGCUUUCUUUUUUCUGCACCUACUCCGUUGUCCUCCGCCUGUAUACUCUCGUCCACUUCUGCCUUUGCUUCCAUAUACCGCUUUGCUUAUAUACUUUACCCUCACCCAGCAUCUCACUCACCUACUUCUCACCGACCACCUUCUCAUUCUCCCAUAUGAUUCGUUUCGACAAUCUUCCCCCAGAUGUCAUGCAGGCAAUGUGCACCCCCAUGCACCAAAUCAUACCUCCCUCCGCGUCAUCGCGCACAGGCGCACUCUACCUCGGCUCCUUCUCAGCCAUCCUUGACCCCGACCUUCUCAACCAGAACCGCAUCUCUGCUCUCGUUCAGGUGCUUGAUGCGCCUUGGCUGCCAUCGGUCGAUGCACACGCCAAACAGGGCGUCAAAUUGGACUGCUUCAGAUUGGAUAUUAUGGACAGCACCACUGCCGAUCUCAAGCCUCAUUUGGAAGCGACAGUCAGGUGGAUCGAUGAGAAGCUGCGAAAGGGUGCCAACGUUCUCGUACACUGUCAACAGGGCGUAUCACGAUCUGCUGCAGUAGUGAUCGCAUACCUCAUCUACACCCAUAACAUGUCCUAUGAUGCCGCUUUCGAUCUCGUCAAGCGCAAGCGAGCAUGCAUCAAACCCAACUCUGGUUUCGUCCGAGCCUUGCAAGAGUGGGAGAAGCAAUGGCGUCUUCCGCGCGGUCAGAGACCCGACAUCCGACGUUCGGCUACCGCCCCCAAUCCCAUUGCGUACCGCUAGCCACCGUCUUUGACGGUGGGCUCGGCUUCGAUAUCACUGAACGGUAGCGGAAGUUGUACGAGGAUCGGAUGCGCUCGCGCUACCGAGGGCAUUCCACAGAGACUACCUCUAAUGUCGACUCGGUCAGGAUCUUGGUAUCGGAGUACAAGAGAUAGAAGAUAACUACCGUCACGUUUCCGGAGUGCAGGAGUUCUACGCGUGGAGUGCGGGUGAAGGACGGCUCGCGUCUGGUGCAAUGAGCAAUACACUCCGUGUUUCCAAUGAAGGCGCCGUCGCUCCUCGCCCGACAUCCUUCACCGGAUCUGCGACUUUCGUCCACGCUGGCGCCGCUACUUUUUCAUGACGUUCUUCAAUUCAAGAGGACGAUCGUGAGUUGACUUCCCCGGUUGUUUAACCCCAUUCGACACCCCCCCCCCCCCCCCCCCCCGCGGAGGUCCACCACCGAAUCCAGCCCUCCUUUACCCAUCCGCUCCAUGUCUACCCCCGCUCCACGUCCAUUGCACUUCUCUCUCGUCGUCAUCCUCCCAUUGCUUUGAUCGUGAUCGAGUGUAGAGACGUACCCUCCCCAUCUCCACCUCAUCUGAUUCGACAUCCCUGCAUCGUCUGUAUAUCAUGCAUCGCCGCUUUCUUUUUUCAUCACCAUAUUAUACCCCAGCAUCUAUAUAUUCCACGCUGCAUAUAUAUAUAUAUAUCGACGCAAGAAAAACAUUCACGCAUGCGUUGCAAUCGAUAUCAUCAUAUCACCCUCAUACGCUAUCGUAUUUGUCAUGCUCCAAGUAACAGACACGAAAAGAGAAGACUAUGUAUAAUGUGUAUAAGUAUGUACGUAUCUAAUUCCAGCACAGAUCUUUGUUUCUCAAUUGGCUCCUUUUUUGUUGUUUUUGGGCAAGGGCUGACGUAGAUUACAGUCUGUCUUGGUUAAUAGAUGUUGGCUAUGGAUCCAACUUUGAAAUGC
Messenger RNA from Somion occarium, 1803 nucleotides. Lineage: Eukaryota; Fungi; Basidiomycota; Agaricomycetes; Polyporales; Cerrenaceae. The record is from the annotation of a GenBank genome assembly.